AUGGGGGCCGCAAGCGGUAGCGACCGAGAUGCUGCAGCCAUCGGUGGCCUCGUCAGUCUAUGGUUUGGAGGACUUGCGAUUGGGGCGUUGAUCGUGGGCACCAUUGCGGACUCAAUUGGACGCCUGAAGACAAUUCAGCUGGGUUAUCUCUGGAGAAUUCUGGGGGCGGCUCUGUCGGCUUCUGCCACCAGCAUGCCAUGGUUUGCCUUUGCUCGAGUCAUCAGUGGUAUUGGGUGUGGUCAUCUGAAUACGAUAGUGCCCGUCUGGACGUCGGAGCUGGCAGACCCUCAUCUGCGAGGAGCGUUCGUUGCGGUGCAAUUUACGCUGGCAAUGGUAGGAUCAACGACAGCCUACUGGAUGGAGUUUUGGUGUUUGAAGACACAGUCAUUAUCGUUCACCUGGAGCUUUCCUCUUGGGUUCCAAAUUGUCUUCUUGCUACUCAUCUUGGCCGCGGCACUAUUGGCGACCUUGAGGGAGCCCGUUGGGUCUACCCAACGGGGGUUUUCCUUGGCAAGUCGAAGCAAAGGUGCCGCGCUGGCGACUUUUGCCUUCUCCAUAGUUGGAGGGACAAUCAACAUGAUCAUUCCAUACCUGAUCGAUGCCAUUGGUUUCUGGGUUUUUAUUUUGUUUGCAUUGAUUAGCCUGGCUCUUCUUGCGCCCAUAUACCUUUUCUACGUCGAAACUGCCAACCGUCACCUUCAGCAGCUGGAUAGUCUGACCUCCUUCACCAUGAUAAAUCUCCAAAGAGUCGGCGCUCUUUUGACAGCCGCGGCAUUUUGUCGAGCGGUAAUUUUCAAGCCACAGAAUGAAUUCCAAGCUCUUUCCAACGACAACACUUCUGUCGCUCUAGAUCUCCGCCCGUGGUUCAACAACCGCGCCUUUGGGCUCAAGCCCAAUGAAUCCAGUUUUGAUGGUCAGGGGAAUUCGUAUCCUGCCGAGGAGAUUCCACCGGAGCGCUUCGUCUACGGAGGAACCAACUAUCGCUUCGCUGCAUACAAUGAAUCAGGCCACGACAAUCUCCUAGUCAAGGGACAAGAGAUUCCGGUUCCUCGGUCGAAGUACUUCAGCUACCAGAUGCUUGCUGCAUCUGAAUCUGGCAUGGCGUCCGGCUCAGUGACCGCGAAAUAUGCUGAUGGCAGCUCGACGACGGGCCCGUUGCUUGUUCCGGCGUGGUGGAGUUGGCCGUACCCAGCUGGCGGCGACUUGGUCUUCUCCUCAUUUCUCACCGAAAACACCACCAACUACAACCGAUCCAAUAUCUUCCAAACCAUAAAUUGGCUGGACUCAUCCAAGGAGCUCGUGUCUUUGAAGUUUCCCAAGUCUGCUUCUGGCUCAUCUACCGAGCCCGGAGGCGCAGCAGUCGACACCAAUCUCCACGUGUUUUCUCUGUCUUUGCUCCCUGUGCCAAAGCACACCUCGGCCACGGCCAGACUGGUAAUUCAGUAUGCUCGAUCGACUCAGAAGUGGAUUGAUGGAACAGAUAAGGUGCAGAUCGUCGAAGUUGUUAUCAACAAUGUGGGAUCGUCCUUCAUUUCGCGGAAUGAUACCGUUCGAGUACAGGUGGAGUCGCCGGGCCUGGAAACUGUAAUAGAUGGAGCGAUCAAGCGCCUGGGACCAGGCGACCAGGCGAUCGUGGAGGUCGGUGUCAAGAAUCGCAAGGGAGUGAGGCCAGGCCGGACCGGACCUGCCACCGUGGUCAUCAAAGGUGAACAUGUGGCAUCCAGGAGCUACAGUUUCAAGGCUACGUAUGGCAUCAGUGCCUACAAAGCUACCUAUGAGUCCGUCUAUAGCCAUGAAGCCCCCAACUGGUAUAAUAAUGCCAAGUACGGAAUCUUCAUCCACUGGGGAAUAUACUCGGUUCCAGGCUGGGGCAAUAAAGGCUCAAAAGAGAACUAUGCCGAGUGGUACUGGUGGUGGCUUGGCCAGGGCCCGAGUGAUCCGACCGAGGUGUACGAGUACCAGAAGAAGACGUAUGGGACCGAGCUCGUAUAUGACGACUUCAUCCAGAACUUCACAGCGGAUGCAUGGAGUCCAAAAGAGUGGGUCGAUCUCUUCGCAGACGCCGGUGCCAAUUACUUUGUUCAAGUCAGCAAGCAUCAUGAAGGCUACGCUCUAUUUGAUCUCCCCGAGAACGUGACGAAGAGAACGUCUGUAGCCAUGACACCACACCGCAACCUCGUUCAGGAAUUAUUCGACGCCGCCAAGAAGCACCAGCCGCACCUUCAUCGUGCGGUCUACUACUCGCUGCCUGAAUGGUUUCAUCCUGACUACAAAAAAUACGGGUUUUCUUCCUGGCCUGGAGGCAAUGCCAGUAACCCGUUCACCAACGAGACGCUCCCCUAUAUCGGGUACGUACCUCUCAAUGACUACAUCGAGGAUAAAAUCUUGCCGGAGAUGAAUACCCUGGCCGAUAUGGGAACCGAAAUUAUGUGGUGUGAUAUUGGAGGCCCUAACCGCACCGUGGAGUUUGCAUCUGAAUGGUUCAACCGUGCGGCAAAAGAGGACCGGCAGGUCGUCAUGAAUGCGCGUUGUGGCCUCCCGGGCGAUUUUGAUACCCCCGAAUAUGCUCGGUACAACGGUGUCCAGGUUCGCAAAUGGGAGAGCAGUCUCGGAAUGGAUCCGUACAGCUACGGAUAUAAUCGAGCUACACCUCUGGCAAGCUACAUGAACGCCAGCAGCAUUGUCACCGGACUCAUUGAUAUUGUCAGCAAAAAUGGAAAUUUCUUGCUGGACGUGGGACCGACUGCCAAUGGUACCAUUGUUGAUGUUGAGCAGAAAAACCUGCGGGAGGCGGGCAGCUGGAUCAAGGACCAUGCCGAAGCGAUAUUCAACACGACAUACUGGUUUGUCACCCCUGAGGAGGGAGACAAUGUUAGAUUCACCAUCUCGAAAGAUGCCUUCUACAUUCACACCCUCACCCAACCGAAUAGCACCUUGACAUUGCAUAGCCCGAUUCCCUGGAUUCGUGGUGACGAGGUGACUGUGGUGGGUGGCAAGAUGAAUGGCGCAGCAGUGCCAACAAAGAAGUUCCACAAUGGCUCCAUCAGCCUAUUCUUGAGCCCAGAGAUGGUGGCUGCGGACCGGUUUGCUUGGGUCUUCAAAAUCACAUAUUGA
Penicillium argentinense is the source of this 3114-nucleotide messenger RNA. RefSeq lists its product as uncharacterized. The transcript has 9 exons. Bases 1 to 3114 code for a protein of 1037 amino acids. The record is from RefSeq and is a predicted model, not a curated record. Gene Ontology annotation, biological process: glycoside catabolic process; fucose metabolic process; transmembrane transport. Gene Ontology annotation, molecular function: transmembrane transporter activity; alpha-L-fucosidase activity. Gene Ontology annotation, cellular component: membrane; lysosome. Lineage: Eukaryota; Fungi; Ascomycota; Eurotiomycetes; Eurotiales; Aspergillaceae.